Plectropomus leopardus (leopard coralgrouper) is the source of this 632-nucleotide messenger RNA. The record is from RefSeq and is a predicted model, not a curated record. Lineage: Eukaryota; Metazoa; Chordata; Actinopteri; Perciformes; Serranidae.
CAAGUGUGUGUCGGAGUGUCUGUGCGGUGCUGUGUUUGCGGUGUUUUGUGACAUGUCUGCGGGCUCUGGUGGACUCUGGAGGACUCUGAGUGAAAUGCUGUGCUAGUUUACACACUUUUCUUCGACAUGGAGCCUCCGGACUUUGAAUCCAUGAACUUCACGGUGGAGCCGGCGGAGGCAGCAUACCCGCGCUGUGAGGAGUGGAGGGACUCCUCGGAGGGCUCCGUCUUCCACCUCGCUCACAUCUUCCUCUUCCUCGGCUUCAUGGGCGGCAGCGGCUUCUAUGGCCUCAUCUACCUGUUCAGCUUCCUCACGCUGGGCUUCUUCUGCUGCACGCUGUGGGCGUGGACCGACGCGUGCACCACCGACUCGUUCCUGUGGAGUUUCGCGCUCUUCGGUGUGUGUUUGGGGCAGGUGCUGCACGUUGCCUACCGCCUCAGGAGCGUCUCCUUCGAGAAGGAGUUCCAGGAGCUCUACAACUGCAUGUUCAAGAAGCUCGGGGUGUCGCUGACACAAUUUGGGAAGAUAGUGGCCUGCUGUGACGGAGACAUCCACACCUUAGAGAAGGACCACUGCUUCGCCGUGGAGGGAAAAACUGCCAUCGACAAGCUGUCCGUGCUGCUGUCCGGCAG